Messenger RNA from Monomorium pharaonis (pharaoh ant), 9141 nucleotides. RefSeq names its product transcriptional regulator ovo. Gene Ontology annotation, biological process: regulation of transcription by RNA polymerase II; epidermal cell differentiation. Gene Ontology annotation, molecular function: RNA polymerase II cis-regulatory region sequence-specific DNA binding; DNA-binding transcription factor activity, RNA polymerase II-specific. Gene Ontology annotation, cellular component: nucleus. Bases 852 to 3659 code for a protein of 935 amino acids. NCBI's taxonomy places the organism in Eukaryota, Metazoa, Arthropoda, Insecta, Hymenoptera, Formicidae. The record is from RefSeq and is a predicted model, not a curated record. The transcript has 10 exons.
UGGGAGGAGAGCGGGGCGGAGAGGGGGCCGCUUACGGGGCCCUGACUACUGAGUUCACUUACUUGCGGACUCAGUAGCUCACGAGAGGCCGCACGGUUGAGUUUCCUCGAUGCCCGUUCGGUCGUCGGAGUCGCUCUCUCUCUUUCUCUGUGACAUAACUGUAAAUCCGCCGAGAGCGAGGGAAGUGACAAGACGCGUAUGGACCUCAGCGCGCCGGAGCACGAGGGGACCGGUGCGGUUCAGUGUUUUUUUGGUCGCGCCAGCGAUAACAAAUACUGUGUGCUGUACCUGAGGACCGCGCGCGAUUACCGGUUUUUUCUUUUUUUUUUUCCCGAGAGGUGUCCACGAGAGAAUCGUUCUUCUCUCGCACCUGAUCGUGAUCAGUGAACCUACUUUCGAAUGAUCAAAUUGAGAGAGUCUUUGCCCGCGUAAGUCUCAUUUUUUCGGAGCACGCUUGUUGGUCCCCGCGCUGGGUCCUCCAACCCUCGCGGAUAUAGUCGGCGAAUCGGAGUCGGCGCGAGACAAAGACACAAGGUAGUGGUGAAUCACCGUGACCUAGACCGCGCGACAGGUGGAUCCGCUGAAGUUCGCGUCUGUGACCGUCGCCCCAGGUACUCUCGAGUAUGACACUGUCGCGCGCGAGACGGUACCACUGAUCGGUGCUUCGCCUCGCUCCAGACACCAGUGUGUCCCCCGCAGUUGUCUAGCUGUUGUUGGUGGCUGGGCAGCACGGGGCAGAGGGGCGGCAACGCUUAUCACUUCGAUGUAGUGCGGCGGUGACAAAGUGAUAACGCACCCGCGCGCGCUAGUGCAUCGCACCCGACCUAAACGGCCUAAGUGGGCAGGUCACGAUGCCAAAGAUCUUUCUGAUCAAGAACCGGCUGCAUCAGCAGCAGUUGCGGCUGGAGUCGCAACACCCGAGCAAGAGCCCGCCGCCCGGUAGCGGCAAGGACAGCCCGCUCGGCAGCUCUGAGCCGUUGAGCCUCAUCGUCAACAAGGAUCAAUAUCGUGACAAGACCGACGAUGAUCGGGCGACAACUCCGGAAUCCUUUCGCAGCAGCAGUCCCGCCCCGUCGCCGUCGCCGCCGGUGACCAACGCGACCAGCCCACCCCCGAGACGGUUCAUCUCGAGCAUCCUCGGCGGCGAUGUACCGUACGGCAGUAGACGUCACGUCCUGACCCGGGCGGAGCGCAAGGAGUACAGCAGCCCGCCGAUUGCCUCGGACGAUCCGCCGCAGUUUCUGUCCAAGUCGGAGAGGAUCGCGCUACCGAGGUCGCAGACGCCGCCGAAAACACCCCGCGUCGAGCCGCCAACGAGGGUUUCGGUCAUCCAGAGGGUGCCACCGCAAGGCACCUCGAGGAAGGACGAGAAUAAGCUCGAGAUCGACAGAGUCGAUCCUAUACAGGCGCCCGAACCGGAACAGGAGCAUCCUAUAGACUACGCGGUACCGAAACGCAAGGAGGAGGACGAGGAGAAGUGCCGCGAUGGCGCGAUGGUGUCGCGCAGCCCCAGCAACGCGAUCGCGAUGUCGCUCCUGGCUGUCAAACUGUCCGGGUCCCACGUGGUGCAGGCGGCCGCGGGACACGGCAGAUCCUCGAACUCGGGCGGCGGUUCCUCCGGCGGCGGUGGCGGCGGCGGCGGCGGUAACGGCGGCAACUCCUCGCCCUCGAACAGCGGCGGUGGCGGCGGCGCCAUGCUCGGCGGCGGAUGCGGUAACGGGGCGAUGCUCGGGGGCGGCGGCGGCGGCGGCGGUGGCGGCGGCGCCCUGGGCGGGGGUGCGGGCGCCGGCGGCAUGCCCCCCGGUGGUAACGGGGGCCGCGGCAACUACGGGCCGAGCUCGCCGCCGACGGGGUCCCUGCCGCCGUUCUACGAGUCCCUGAAGGGCGGCAACAAUCUCGCGAACUUCGCCAAUCAGUACAACAGCUCUCAAGGAAACGCGUAUCUCACGCCGCUGACGGCCGUGGGGAUCGAUUGCGAUACCGGUCAGCAGGACAAUUCCCAGCACGCGCAGUACAACGCUCAGGAGGGCAAGCAGUACUCCCUUCUUCAGAAUGUCUGCGCGAACGUUUGUGCCUCCUACGGGCUCACGUUCAAGGAGGAGGAGGAGGAACUAGCGGGUUACAAGAUACAGCCGAACGACCUGCUGUCCGCCCAGUACGGCACCUACGACGUCACCGAUACGGGGAUGAUGGUGGACAUGGUGACCGGUACCAUGGUGGUGGACCCGCUGCAGUUCACCGCGGCGACUCUGACCUUCAACUCGCCGUCCGACCACACGGCGCUCCUCGAGACUCUCAACGACGCGGCGGAUCUCUUGUCCCUGCCCAGGCUACAGACCGAGGAUGGCGGCAGCGAUCUCCUCGAGGAGUCGCUGCACUCGCCCGCCUCGACCGGCAGCAGUGGAAUCGGCCAGGACGGCCAGAUGACCACUCCCGUCGAACCUAGCGUCGAUCCUUUCCCCGAGCACAGCAUGGCCUUGACCAGAGGCUUCGACACGAGACACUACACGACCCCGCAACACUUCAACGCGUCCAAGCUCGCGGGAUUGAAUUACUCGGCCGGCGAGACGAGCUACCAAUCGCUUCAGAAGGAACGUCCCGAGAUCGCGUUGCAUGUCAAUCAGAAUCAUCAGCAGGAACAACAGUUGCAGAUUCAAGUGCAGUUGCAGCAGCAGAAGCAACAGGCUACGUCGCCACACCAGCAGCAGCAGCAACAGCAACAGCAUCAAAGUCUUCUGAGUCCCGGAUUGAAUUUCAAUAACGGUUUAGAGAUAGACUCUGGCAGCAGCGUAGGCGGAAGUUUACCUAGCCCGGGGACCGCGAGCUGCUCUCUGGACGGCGCUUCGACCGGUACCUCGCCGUCAUGCGGACUGGGAGAACACGCGCAUAGCCCAGUUGUAUCACCCAGUACAGUCGCAGCACAGGCAGCUGGAUCGGUAGGCGAACCGCCGCUCUCGCAACGGGUCGGUGCACUUCAUCAAAGGCUGGGUUUACCGAGUGACUGUCAGCUAGAAUUUGUUAACGGGGGUCAUGGCAUAAAGAAUCCUCUAGCCAUCGAGGGUCAGAGGCAGGCGACAACUACUCGAGACGAAGAGAGAACUAAUCGCACUCCGCCUAGUAGCAAGGACGACGAUCCCAAUCGCUUCACUUGCCGCGUGUGCAGCAAGAAUUUCAGCCUUCAGCGGCUUCUCAAUCGUCAUAUGAAGUGUCACAGUGACGUAAAGCGUUACUUGUGUACAUUCUGUGGGAAGGGCUUCAACGACACGUUCGACCUUAAGAGGCAUACCCGAACGCACACGGGUGUACGACCCUACAAGUGCUUCCUAUGCGAGAAGAGCUUCACGCAACGGUGCUCGCUGGAGAGUCAUGGCCAGAAGGUUCAUGGCGUUCAGCAUCAGUACGCGUAUAAGGAGCGACGAGCUAAGAUGUACGUCUGCGAGGAAUGCGGGCAUACGACGCACGAGCCGGAGGUGCACUACAUUCACCUGAAGGACCAACAUCCUUACAGCCCAGCGUUACUGAAGUUCUACGACAAGCGGCACUUCAAGUUCACCAAUAGUAACUUCGCCAAUAUGUUGCUCCAGGGCGGCUUCGAUACUCGAACGAUCAAAACAAAAUACACAGCGCGGUAUACAAGAACACGAAAUUGUUCUUGUUGAUGUAACUUCAGGGUGGCCUGUUACAACGGGACUCGCGGAAUACGGACAGCUGCGGCCUCGCAGAGCGACGAGAGACAGCCUCGAAAAGCAGCGACUCGGCGCACCAACAGACCAGCUUCUAAAUCCGUCGAGAAUGAGAAUCCAUGGGCGGAAGAAAGAAAGAUAGAGAAAAAGAGAAAAAAUGCUGAUUGAUCGCGCAUUCGUUCUUCAGUCGGGCUAAAAGGAGUGACGUUUCGCGCGUAAAGUACCUGCAGGUGGCUCCCAUUGUGGUGACACUGGAACACAACAAACAUCGAAGUCCGGCGACAGGUUCCGAUUGAGGAGUCGCAUGGGAUCUGUGAUCAAUUGAUUCCUGCCGCCUUUAAAUUCACGGAUAGAGGAGGAGAGGAAGGGGCGAAAGAAGAGUAAGAGAAGAAUCUUUGCAGCUACAACAACCGCAAAGUCGCGCACACGGUAUUUCUCUUAUAACUUCUCGAUAGAUGCGGAAGUGAAGUAUAAUUAAGCUUGCGCGUUAUAGUUUCUUUCUUCUCGUUGUCGGUAAGAAAGAGAUUGAAGAGGAAAGACAGAUGUUCGAAGAGAGGAACACUGUUGUCUCGUUAAUUACAAGAUACGCUGCUUCAUAAAACUUUAUUAAUAAUUCGCUUCGGGGGGGUUCUAACGACGGCAACGUGUCAGAAAGUUUAAUGAAACUUCAACGAUCGUUCUGCCAGGAAUAUCCGACUUGCACGUUGCGGCGCUAUAGAAUCUCGCCUUUACCCAAUUCUAUCGGGCAUAGCGUCUCGAAUUUUCUUUCUUAAAUGUUCUUAGAGCAUUUCUUCUUAUAAUUAUAAUUUUAACUAUAUAUGUAACAGAUUAAUUUAAAAGAAAUCCUAGAACUGAUAAUAAUGGAUUACAGGAGGAUACACGGGAUACACAGACGCACGUAUGCGCGCAUGUAUACACAAUGUACACACAUACACACGUAGGACAAUUGCAUAUGUAGAUCUUAGGUGAAUAGAUAUUAAUAAUCGUGGGCCGUGGGGCGCGCGCGACAUCGAGCAGACCCAAAGACUCGGAUAGAACGUUUCAGGAAUGCUGAUCGUCCUCGGCGAGCGUGCCGAGGCGGGAGAGGAGUGCGGAUCACACGAAAGACUUUUUUUUUCUCAGAGAUGUACGGCGAGUUACGUUGCUUUUCGACUCGAUGGGCGAAAUGGGGAAAUCUUGACGUCGCGAUCGCCAAGGGGGUGGGGAGUUCCUUCGAUCGCGGCUUCUUCGUCCUGAAACCCCCAUUGUCUUCGAUUGAUCGCGGCACCAGGGAAUAGAAGGCAUCCCGCCGCGUUGCUCAAGCGCCGUCGGGCGCCGCAGAACGAGGCGAGAUCACCGACGGGGUGACUCCGCGCCGUACCAUCGUAGAAAUAGAAACUACUCCGACGCUACCGGCAUCGACUAGCGAAAUAGUCGCGUUGAAGGAUAAUUAAAACAAAAACUCUCCGUCGUGCCGUUAACGCGAAUUUAUUAUUCGUUAACGAUUUUACUAUCGAGACUCGAGAUGUUAAAAUCAAUUUUCGGAAAGAAUUUUCGACAUUUAUCACAGUGAAACGAUACUUUAGAUAAAAGAAAAACUUUGGUUUUCAUUAUCCUCAUUUUUCAUUAUUUUUCUAAAUGCCGGUAGUGUUAAUAUAUGUAACAUACACACAUAUAUAUACAUACGAUAGAUGUGUAGGAAGUUCCCAACCGAAGUGCACUUUGGGUGAUCUGUGAUAUGAUAAGAGUAACAAGACAAUCCACUUGCUUCUUCAAGCACCGGAUUUUCGCUUUUCCGCUCUCUCUCUUGUGCGCUUGUGGUUUUCUUCUUUUUUCUUCCUUUUUUUUUAAGGAUUAGGUGGGAGGUUAGGUAAGGGUAGGCGGAGGGCACGCACUGUCGUACACACACCCCACACUUGAACUACACAUGCGUGGACACACACACACCCACACACACACACACACACACACACACACACACACACACACACACAAAAUGGGAAUUCGUGCAAUUUUAAGGUGGCAGUAUACAUGGAUCGGGCGAUCGGUAUAUUCCGCUCGAUUUCUUUCGCCCGCAGCGGAAAUAGCUCGCGGGUUCCUGAUAUUUUAGGGCCGUCAAGGGAUGGUUUAGGCCGGCGCGAGCUAAUCUCUCGGGACCAGAAGAUUAAUCCUUCGAAACGCGGUGGGGUCGCGAUAUAUACGAACUCUUUUUUUUCUUCUUUUUUUAAUUUUUUGAGCAGCACUUUCUGCCUACUUGUUUCCAUCAUCUACGUUACAUUUGUUGACACAUAAGCAAUCUAGGAAUUAUAUCUUUUAGAUCUACGCUAUCUACGUCUCAUUACUUUAGAGUUCUCUCUUUUGUAUUUAUUUGUACUAUACGUCAUACAUAUUUUAUUUUAGAGUAAAUGAUGUAUAUAUGUAUAUAUGCUUGUUUAUGCUGUCCUCGUGGCAUGCACGGGGGCACAAAAUGCGCUUGUCAAAGGACUGAAAAGGGCCGCGUCGACGACUUCAAAAGCACAAUUUUUCGAUUUUCUCGGGCGAGCGUGAAAAAGUAUCUUCGUACAUGCUUCCCAUGGAUCAGAUGAUUUUUACAUCGAAAACUUUUAGAAAAUUGAAAAUAAUAGUAACAUGUAGAGGAAUGUCACCGAUAUCGACAAUACCACUUUGUUUUUGGGUUGGAUUUCUUAAACAAAAUAUAAAAAUAAAAAACUUUAGAGUCUGUCUUAUUGACAGGCUUACGCUGCAUCCCAAUUUUAUGUUUAUAACCGUAUUAUGAAAAAAAUAAGAAAGAGAAAAAUACAAGUAGAACAGAUUCAUGCGAUGCUGCAAAUAUGUAAAAUAAUCUACUCACUAUUAUUUAAAUUACUUAAUUUGUAAAAAAAUAAUGCAAGUUUUAUUUUUUGAAUAUUCUGGUUGAAUAAUCUGAUAGCGUUCUAAAUGAUACAACAAACGUCCUUGCGGUAAAAAUCAUAAAUUUCUUAUAUAAUUAAAAAUGUGUAAGAAAAUUUACUUGCGCUCAAGACUAAAAUUAGAUUCACCCUUGGCUCGUCAAACGCGUUCGCCCGAUGAUCAACAUGCCGAGGGAGAAUUUGAUAAUCGCAAUCGAAUGUGUAAAUACGCGCCGUAUAGGACUCUAAGCAAAACCACUGAUCUAUAUAUUUAAUUCCCACAUAUAUUCAUACACAUGUAUUCAUGCUUAAAUCCGCGGUCGCCUCUCGUGCAUGGGUGCUGACGCCACCGUCGUGAAACGUUCACCUCCCUGUUGUAAAUAGGAAAUAUCUUCACUCCGGCGGCGGAAACGGGUACCGGUUAGUCCGCGAUUGUCAGUAUCUUGCUUACGGUAGUAAUGUACGUGCAGCAUACUUGCAUAACGUACGCCCGAGAACGUCCUGGGUAGAGUGGAACCAGCACGAUUUUUAUGUACUUACAUCUUGCAAAAUACUCGAGGAUAACAGUACUUGUCGCGCACUGACGAUCAUAAUAAGUUAAUACUUUGUGUAUUAUCAUCAUCUUAAUAUUAUUAUUUUAUUAUUAUUAUUAACAUUAUAUUUUUAAACGAUAACGCUAUAUAUUUACAUUUCUAUUACUAUUUAAUUUACGCUCAGUAUUGUCACAAAUAAUUUCACUAGACAUCUUCAGCAAAUUUAUCGAUUUGACUCAAUUCAAUUAUUAUUUCUUUGUGCUCUGUUAUUAUUUCAAUAUUUUUAAACGCUAUUAAUUCUCUAAAGCGUUUAACUUUCCAACCUAGUAUUCUAGUACUUAAUAUUUUGUCAUUAUUAUUAUUAUUAUUUUAUUAUUAUUAUUUUAUUAUAUCAUUAUAUAUAUUAUCAUUACAUGCGCUGAUAAAUUUAAUUAUUGAUUUAAAAAUUAAUAUUAUAAAUAGUCUUAUAUACACAUAUACAAAAUAUAUCAGCCCGAUGCAGAGCGUUUUUUAAUUAUAUAUGAAUACUUCAACUUAAGAUCGAAAAUAAGAAGAAUAAUAUAUGAGCGUAGAUCGUUUAGAUUUUAUCUUCGAGGUUGUAAUAAGUUAAGGAAAAUAAGAUUAUAUUAUUAGAUAUUCUAAAGUGUUAUUCGAAAUAAUGUAAUAUAAUUAUAAUAUGUACGUAUAUUUUAUUUCGAGUUGCAUUUUGAAAUAUAUUCGUAUUUACUGAUUGAAGUAUUGAUGUAUAAUUAAGAAUUAGUCUGUAUAAUAUUUAUAUCAGAUUGUCCGGUUGCAGAAGCGAUUUUCUUUGCAGAACGAAAGACGACGUUAUGACUAGGGGACAGACAUAGUGUACAGUUUGCCCAAUCUAAGGAUUAUUGAUGAUUUUAAACAUUUAAAAGAACCUUUUCUUUAAGAUUCUUUGAAUAUAAAUAUGUAAAUGCAAAGAAUAAUACACGAUUCUCUUUAAGAUCCUUCACAAAUAAUCCUUACAAAAAUUUAAUACUGGCAGUAUUUAAAUUGCUCAGAGAUUAAUUACUAAUUUUGAGUAUUCAAAGUAUUGUUGUUAGUGCUUUAAUAAUAAUAAUAAUAAUAACAAGUGCUUUCAAUACUUAAAAUAAGUUUAGAUAAGUUAGAGAAGGAGAUUCUUAUUGGCAUCAUUGCAAUAAUAGAUGAUUGUUAGCAUCAGUAUUAUUAAAUUGAUUAUCAAUUUAAUAUUGUGAUAUUAGUUGAGGUCGACUUAAUGCUACAAAUACUUCGACUGCACUUUUCGAUUGCAUCUUUUGGUUAAUUAAAUGUUUUGAAGCAUGGACCUCAACCAUUAUUUUUCUCGUUUAAUUUAGAACUGUUUUAAGAUCGAAAAUUUAUUUGGUGCGCAGUUUAAACUUGAAAAAAUAUAUAAACCACACAAGAAACAGCAAGAUUCAGACGGCUUAUCUUAAUUAGUUGUGUUUUAACAUAUCGAUUUAUGUUCUUCUAUUAUUGCUCAAAAUUAAUCACUGGCGAAUGUAAUAGUGCUAGUAUUAAAUUUCUGUAAGAAAAAUACAUGUUUCCUCUUAAAAUUCUUUUUCAUCGGUAUGAUGUAAUCUUGAAGAAAUGUAGAAAACAUUUAUAUGUGGCAGGAUAAAAUAUUUUUUCUCCUAGAUUGAGCAAGCUUUACACUAGAUAGGGCAAGCUAUUUAAUGUUGCGAUUGUGUAAACCGAGCGUAUGAUGACAUGCAUGAGUAUCCUUGUUCGUAUGGGUGUAUGCGUGCGGAUUUUUAUGGAACACAGCUUUUAGCUAUACUUUCGGCAUUUGUUAGAUAAAAUAUAAAUAAAAAUGUUGAAGCUUUGGAGAGGAGAAAGGGCAGCUAAAAUGGAAACAGGCUUACCGUUUCAUGCGCUGUGCCGUGAUGUGUUGGUGAAUUUGUAAAUUCUAUUAGAGCGCGACUGCGUUAUCCGGACAUUGGUGUCUACUUUAUUAGAGAUCGUUAUUAAUUGUAGCUAACGGUAAAACGUGGUUACGCGCUCUUAUAUGUUUGCGAGAUAUAAUAAAAAAUAAUAUGUAUGCACACAUAA